Messenger RNA from Sphaerodactylus townsendi, 3025 nucleotides. Its product is annotated as solute carrier family 12 member 3-like. Lineage: Eukaryota; Metazoa; Chordata; Lepidosauria; Squamata; Sphaerodactylidae. Gene Ontology annotation, biological process: sodium ion homeostasis; potassium ion import across plasma membrane; potassium ion homeostasis. Gene Ontology annotation, cellular component: membrane. The transcript is spliced from 25 exons. The coding region runs from base 28 to 2694 and encodes 888 amino acids. Gene Ontology annotation, molecular function: sodium:potassium:chloride symporter activity. The record is from RefSeq and is a predicted model, not a curated record.
GUCCGGUUCGGCUGGGUGACUGGCGUCAUGGUCCGGUGCAUGCUGAAUAUUUGGGGUGUGAUCCUUUAUCUGCGUUUGCCGUGGAUAACUGCACAAGCUGGUAUAGGGCUGACCUGGUUGAUCAUUUUAAUGUCAGCAGUGGUGACCAGUAUCACGGGUCUGUCCAUUUCGGCAAUCUCUACCAAUGGCAAAGUCAAAGCAGGUGGUACAUAUUUCCUCAUCUCCCGUAGCUUGGGCCCAGAGCUAGGCGGCUCCAUUGGGCUUCUCUUCUCCUUCGCCAACGCCGUUGCCGUGGCCCUGCACGUGGUGGGCUUUGCUGAAACUGUCCAGGAUCUCUUGGCGGCCUCCAACUUGGCGAUGGACACCAAAGUGAACGACAUACGCAUCAUAGGUGUGAUCACUGUCACUUUUCUACUUGCCAUCGCCCUCGCUGGCAUGGAAUGGGAAUCGAAGGCUCAGAUAAUCUUCUUCGUUGUCAUCCUUACAUCAUUCAUCAGCUACUUCGUCGGGACCAUUAUACCAGCCUCCAAACAGCAGCAAUCCCAUGGACAUUUUGGCUAUAGAAGUGAAAUCUUCUUGGAGAACAUGGUGCCUGACUGGCGGGGAACGGAGGGGAGUUUCUUCAGCAUGUUCUCCAUCUUCUUCCCUUCAGCUACUGGCAUCCUGGCCGGUGCCAAUAUUUCCGGAGACCUCAAGGACCCUGCGGUAGCCAUCCCUCAAGGAACACUGAUGGCCAUCUUCUGGACUACCAUGACGUACCUGGCCAUCUCUGCAACCAUAGGCGCUUGCAUGAUCCGCGAUGCCAGCGGCAACCUGAAUGAUACUCUAGUGGCCAGUGGGAGCCUAAAUAAUACCAUACUGGCCGGCAACUUCACAGAGGACUGUACUGGUUUGGGUUGUAGAUAUGGGUGGAAUUUCACUCAGUGCACCUUGGACGGCAACUGCAGUUAUGGGCUGGCCAACGACUACCAGGUGAUGAGCAUGGUGUCGGCAUUCGGCCCCCUCAUCACAGCCGGGAUUUUUGCGGCCACUCUGUCAUCUGCGUUGGCUUGUCUCGUCUCUGCUCCUAAGGUCUUCCAGCGCCUUUGCCAAGACCAACUCUAUCCCUUCAUUGGCUUCUUUGCCAAGGGAUAUGGGAAGAACAGUGAGCCUCUAAGGGCCUAUGCCUUGACCUACAUCGUGGCUGUUGCCUUCAUCCUCGUUGGUGAGCUCAACACCAUAGCCUCCAUCAUUUCCAACUUCUUCCUCUGCUCAUAUGCCCUCAUCAACUUCAGCUGCUUCCAUGCCACCAUCACCAACUCUCCAGGCUGGAGACCUUCCUUCCGUUUCUUCAACAAAUGGACCGCCCUCUUCGGGUCUGUCAUCUCCGUGGUCAUCAUGUUCCUGCUGAUGUGGUGGGCUGCCCUCAUCGUGGUGGGAAUCAUCACUGUGUGCUUGGCCUAUGUCACCUACAAGAAACCAGAGGCAAACUGGGGUUCCUCGGUGCAAGCCAGCUCCUACAACAUGGCCCUGUCAAACGCUGUGAACCUGGUCAACGUAGAAGAUCACGUCAAGAAUUUCCGGCCGCAGUGCAUGGUCCUCUCGGGGCCACCCAACUUCCGCCCAGCCCUGGUGGAUUUCGUUGGUGCCUUCACCAAGGGCGUGAGCCUCAUGAUCUGCGGAAACGUGCUGGAGGUAAGCAUGCCGGAGCGGAACGCUCCCCGUGGGAUUGAAGGGAAAUGGCUGAGCUCCCGGAAGGUCCGUUCUUUCUACGCCAGCAUCACAUCAUCUGACCUGAGAGCGGGAGCUAGGAACCUCAUGCAGGUCUCAGGUCUGGGCCGUCUCAAACCCAACACUGUAGUCCUGGGUUAUAAACAGAACUGGCAGACAGACAGUCCCUACAGUCUGGAGAAUUACGUGGGCAUAAUACACGAUGUUUUUGAUGUAAACGCUGGAGUGUGUGUGCUCCGGAUGCGCAGUAAACUGGAUGUGUCACGGACAGUGAAGGCCCAAGUGAACUUGGGCUUUGAGGAUUCCGAAGGCGCUCUGGGCCAGGAGACUAGAUAUGAGAUAUUCAAGGUCGUUGGUGCGGAUAAGCUCACGGAGACAGUGUUCCAGGGCAAGCAGAAGAAGAAAACCGUUGACAUAUACUGGCUGUUCGACGAUGGCGGACUGACCCUUCUCAUCCCCUACCUCCUCACCCGCCGAAAACGUUGGAGCCGUUGCAAAGUCCGCGUCUUCAUCAGUGGUCAGCUGUCCAAUGCUGAACAGCAAAGAGAAGAGAUCCAGUUUCUUUUGAACAAGUUCCGCCUGGGCUUCAACGAGGUCGUGGUGCUGCCUGAAAUGAGGAGGAAGCCAGAGGAGACGAGCCUCAAAGAGUUUGAGGACCUCAUAGCCCCGUUCCGCCACAACGAAGCUCAGAGAGGCCAAGAAACCGCAGAAGAGGUGAAAAAGGACGAGCCCUGGAGAAUCACCGAUGAAGCCCUCAGACUCUACAAGAAAAAGACGGAGCAGUACAUUCACCUUCACGAGAUCCUGCAGCACCAUUCACGCAACGCGGCCCUGAUUGUCAUGAGCCUCCCUGUUGUCCAAAAAGGGACCUGCCCAAGCGCACUCUACAUGGCCUGGUUGGAAACCGUUUCCAAGAACCUACACCCGCCCUUCGCCUUCAUCCGGGGUAACCAGGAGGACGUGCUGACACUUUACUGCCAGUAGAGGGCAGCACCAUUUCAAGAGCGCACCACACAGGACAUAAGUACGCCCCAUCCAGUUUCGUGAAAGGACAUGAUUCUGAAAACAUAUUGCAAACAACCAAUAGGGGCUCUGCGGUGCAUGAAAACAAAGGAACGGAUCGUUUUUGAAGUCUGUGAGAAGCAGGGAAAGGAUAUGUACCACAGUGUGGGACCGCUGAGUUUUCUCUUCCGCUUUUCCCCUGGAUUUUACCCAGCGGACUGUUAUCUACUGUAUCGACUUCCUUGAGUCCUGUGCCUAAGUGAGGAAGGGCUUUCUGUAAAUAUUGAAAUAAAUUUUGAAUACUGUUGUUUAA